Molecule: messenger RNA, 1029 nt
Organism: Aspergillus heteromorphus CBS 117.55
Lineage: Eukaryota; Fungi; Ascomycota; Eurotiomycetes; Eurotiales; Aspergillaceae
Product: tRNA guanylyltransferase
Exons: 8
Coding region: 87-968 (293 amino acids)
Biological process (GO): tRNA modification
Molecular function (GO): magnesium ion binding; tRNA guanylyltransferase activity
Source: RefSeq, a predicted model, not a curated record
AUUCAUUCUUGCAUCUCCAGCCUGACCCGCCUCCUGCGCAACACCAGCCACGGACAGGACCUCUUCCUACCAGGAAAUUAAUCAGAAUGGCAAACUCCAAGUACGAAUACGUCAAGUCCUUCGAGCAACCGGACCUCUUACUCCCCAACACAUGGAUUGUGGUCCGCAUCGAUGGCAGAGGCUUCCACAAACUUUCCGAUCGCUACGGCUUCAUCAAGCCCAACGACCGCCGGGCCCUGGACCUCAUGAACGCCGCCGCCGCCGAAGUCAUGAAGGAGCUCCCCGAUCUGUGCAUCGCGUACGGCGUCAGCGAUGAGUUCAGUUUCGCCUUCCACCCCAGCUGCCAGCUCUUCGAGCGGCGCAGUGCCAAGCUCGUAACAACUAUCGUAUCCACCUUCACGGGGUACUAUAUCUACCUCUGGGGGACGUAUUUUCCAGAUACGCCGCUGCAGCCGGGCGGUCUUCCCUCGUUUGACGGGAGAGCAGUCAUGUAUCCGAACUCGAGGAUUCUGAGAGAUUAUAUGAGUUGGAGGCAGGUGGAUUGCCAUAUUAAUAAUCUUUAUAACACGACGUUCUGGAUGAUGGUGUUGAAGGGUGGGAUGAGUAAUACCGAUGCGGAGCAGGAGUUGAAGGGCACUAUCUCGUCCGACAAGAAUGAGAUCCUUUUCAAGAGGUUCGGGAUCAACUACAACAAUGAGGAGGAUAUAUACAAGAAGGGCAGUGUGAUUUAUCGCCAGUAUCAAUUGGAGGACGUGAAGGCGGGCUCUAGCAAGGAACAAGAAGAGGAAGAAACAACGCCGCUGCAGGCAGGCAUCCCUUCGAAGUCACAGCAGGAGAAGAUCCGCAAACUGCGUCGGAAAGCGCAGGUGGUCGUCGACCAUGUCGAUAUCAUCAGGGAUGAGUUCUGGGAUAGACGGCCUUGGAUCCUCUCGGGGAAGCCUGGGAGGCUGCCUGCGGAGUCGAAGUAGGUAGAUACAGAUACUAGGCACCACUCUUCAUACCAGCUAGGAAGACCAUAACGAGUAAUGC